GUAAUCCGUUUUAAUCCUGAGUUCUUACUGUGACCAUGUUGACUCUUAGAUUUGCAAUUUAGGAAAAGAAUGAAAGCAAAAACUGGUCAGUUGUCUCUCUCAUGUAUUUUAUUAGAGCAGAUGAAAUCUCUGAACAAUCUUUGAAGGAAAUUUGUAUGAACGGGACGACUUCUAUUUAGAUUAGAUUAUUGGAUUGAGUACAGCAGAUUACCGACCCACAUUUUCAUUACACUGGGAAGAGAAGCAACUAGAGUCAACGGUCCAGCUUUUUCAUGUAUUGGGAACAUCGGUAAUCAGGUGUUCACCAUGUUGACCAGUUUUGUGGAUGGAAUAUUCUGUUGCUUCACAGGCAAGUCAACCAAUGUGGUGGUGCCUAUUGAUUCCUCCGAGCCUACAGAUGGUUUUGAAUUUGUGGAGGUGAAACCAGGAAGGGUUUUGAGAAUUCGACAUAUUAUUCCAGACAGACCAGUGGUUGAGGAGCCAGGGACUGGGGAAGGUGGUACUGUGAGCUGCAAGCGUAAAAUCUCAGUGUACCGAAAUGGACAACUUCUGAUUGAGAAUGUGAAUGAAGCUACGCAGCCAGAGUUGGUCCGCUAUCAGAAUGGAGACAGCAUUGUGGAUACUGAGGUUAAUGAUUGUGAUGCUCCGAAAGCAAUGGGCCAAACUGCAGAGCCCAUGCCAGGGUCAGCUGCAGAUGUCAAACCUGCGCCACAGCAGGAUCAGCAGCAACCACAGCGCAGACGGCGCAAACCCAAACGCUCCAUUGUAAUUGACUGUGAGCGGAAGAUCACAUGCUGCAAAGGCACUCACCCUGAUGUUGCCUUGUUUUUCAUACACGGGGUUGGAGGAUCACUGGACAUUUGGGGAAGCCAACUGGACUAUUUCUCCCAAAUUGGAUAUGAGGUCAUCGCCCCAGACCUGGCUGGCCAUGGUGCUAGUUCAGCUCCUCAAAUCCCUGCUGCAUAUACAUUUUAUGCUCUAGCUGAGGAUGUUAGAAUCAUAUUCAAGAAAUAUGCAAAGCGGCGGAAUAUUUUAGUAGGGCACUCGUAUGGAGUCUCAUUUUGCACCUUCCUGGCUCAUGAGUAUCCAGAGCAAGUUCACAAGGUUGUGAUGGUUAACGGCGGUGGUCCUACAGCGCUCGAGCCCAGUGCCUGCUCUGUCUUCAACUUACCCACUUGUGUCCUUAACUUCCUGUCCCCGUGCCUCACCUGGAGCUUCCUUAUGGCUGGAUUUGCCCAUCAGGGAGCACGAGAAAAGAAAUUACUAAAAGAAAACAAUGCCUUCAAUGUAUCCUCCUUCGUUCUACGGUCCAUGAUGAGUGGACAGUACUGGCCGGAGGGUGAUGAGGUUUACCAUGCUGAACUCACUGUGCCUGUUCUGCUGGUCCAUGGCAUGUACGACAAGUUUGUACCGGUACAAGAGGACCAACGUAUGGCAGAGAUCCUCUUGCUGGGCUUCCUGAAGGUCAUUGAUGAUGGCAGUCACAUGGUCAUGAUGGAGUGCCCUGAUGUAGUUAAUACUCUCUUACAAGAAUUCUUCCUGUGGCAGCCAGCAACCAACCAAAAACCCAAACAGGAAGCAGUCACCACAAAGACCACCACCAAACCUCAAGAAGACACUGCAAGGCCAAAAACUGCCCCUAAGUCACCCCCCAAAUCUCAACCAGACUUAAUAAGGCCAACAACUGCACCAAAGAUUAGCAAUAGUUGGACAGAAGCCCUGGCUGACAGCAAAUCUAAGGGCAAGAAAUAGCUGAUUUACAAGAAAUGGAAUUGGUUAAGCCUGCUCUACACCUGGUGAAUGGCCGAAAUGUAACAGAGCCGUUUAAAAAAACUAUAUGUUUGCAGUCACCUGCUGAUUUGUGUAAGACUGCAGUGAAAAGUCCCAAGGAACUGCUAUGAAGGACAUUUGUCCCAAUCCGGGAUUUGCCUCAACAUUUUCAAGUUUUGGCAGAGGAGAUUAAGAUCUUAAGAUGUGACGCUUCUUUCCACCACAGGCAACAAAACAACCAAUUUAAAAAAUAAAAAAAAACAUUCAAUGAAUAUAUACAAUAAAACAAGUUUUAUGAUACCAUCAUUCCAAAAGGUUUACAAUAAGUGACAAUCUCAAUAUUAUUCAAAGUGUUGCACAGUUUAAUAUAUGCAAUGCAGAUUUUGGUCUACAUGGAGUGAUUUCUUUCAUUUCUCAGCAUUAUCUCAGGCUUUUAUUGUUAGCUUUUAUUUGACUUGUGUCAGUAAAUAUCGUGUUACGUAUAAGUAACAUUUUCACUGAAUAACAGUUAUUUUUUCUUAAGAAUUAGAAUUAAUUUUCUGUCUUUUUAUGUUGUUCUCUUGCAAAGACUGUUAUAAAGGGUGAUUGGGAAAAAGCUAUACUGCUCUGCCUUUACCACAACUUCAUAAAUAUUGCCUAUUUUCUUUUUGUCAGAAUUUCCUACAAAGAGCCACUAAGAGGGAUAUAGAGUUAACACAGAACAAGUAUUAUGCUCUUGAAUGCUGAAACACAAGUAUUGUGAUUCUACAUUUAUUGUAUUGAGUACUGAGAAAUAUCUCCCAGACUCUUCUUCAGGUAGUACAGCUGGAAGCAAGAGGUUCAGGACAAGGAAGGGACCAAGACCUCAACUAUUCCUUUUAUCCUGCAAUUUAGACCACCUCAAUUAAUGCCAUUGAAAGUCCAUAAUUUUUUAUUAUUAUUAUUCCCCCUGCCAAUUAUUGCACUAUAUCUGUCUCUAACAAGUUUAAUGAGCAAACCUUAUAACAGUAUUUUCCAACUAGUCAUUUUCAUUUUUUGCUUCCAAUUUAAGUGUAGGUGACUUAAGCUUAGUGUUAUUACAAUUAUUACUUUAAAAUCUUUCCAAAACCACAACAGAUGCUUUUGCACACACUGCCAAGCACGCAACUGUCCAGAAAAAAAUAAAUUCAGAGAAAAAACUCCAGCAUUUUAACAAGGUUUACAU
Myxocyprinus asiaticus (Chinese sucker) is the source of this 2953-nucleotide messenger RNA. Its product is annotated as protein ABHD8-like. The record is from RefSeq and is a predicted model, not a curated record. The transcript is spliced from 5 exons. NCBI's taxonomy places the organism in Eukaryota, Metazoa, Chordata, Actinopteri, Cypriniformes, Catostomidae. The coding region runs from base 307 to 1752 and encodes 481 amino acids. Gene Ontology annotation, molecular function: catalytic activity.